Molecule: messenger RNA, 1041 nt
Organism: Penicillium longicatenatum
Lineage: Eukaryota; Fungi; Ascomycota; Eurotiomycetes; Eurotiales; Aspergillaceae
Product: Enoyl-CoA hydratase AKT3-1
Exons: 2
Coding region: 1-1041 (346 amino acids)
Source: RefSeq, a predicted model, not a curated record
AUGACAUCUAUUGAUAUCCCCACCUCGUAUGAGUCUCUCAACCUCACACACAUUAAAAUCACCCACCACCCUUGUGGAGCCCCGGAGGCAACCCCAGUGGUGGUCUUCACCUUGGAUAGACCAGAAAAGCACAAUGCGUUCACGCCACAGAUGGCUGAUAGCCUUACCCAGGCAUACAAAAUGAUUCAUGUUGAUCCACGCGUAAAGGUAGUUGUACUCACUGGGGCAGGAAGAAUGUUUUGCGCUGGAUCGGAUCUUGGUAUUGGAUUCGGUAGUGGACACGGGAGAGCUGUUGACUUCCGGGAUAUGUAUGUCAGAGAACAUGAGCCCCAACAACUGGAAAUUAUUGCUAAUGCUAUCGCUGGGUCUCAGUGGCGGUCGAGUCGCGCUAGCAAUGCAUCGAUGCCACAAGCCUACUAUUGUCGCUUUGAAUGGAUCUGCUGUCGGGGUUGGCAUGACCAUGACCCUGCCAGCCGCUAUUCGGUAUAUAUUUUACCCAUCAUAUCUGAUCUCUCAUAUUCUAACCAGUCAAGAAUCUGCCAUGAAAAGAGCAAGUACGGGUUCGUCUUCACCAGACGUGGCUUGACCAUCGAAUCGUGUGCAUCAUAUUUCUUGCCACGCCUAGUCGGCUUCGCGCGAGCCAUGCACCUGAUCACCACCGGUGGCGUCUUCCCCCCUACACCUCAGCAUUUCGGUGAUCUUUUCACAGAAGUACUGCCCGAUGCGGGGAAAAUCCUCCCGCGUGGGCUAGAGCUAGCCCAAGAAAUUGCGGAGAAUGUCAGCCCAUUGGCCUCUUCCAUGAGCCGGGCCUUGAUGUGGGAAGGCGCCGACUCACCCGAAGCGGCACAUCUGUUGGAGUCGCGGGUGUUUCAUCAUAUGAUUGGCCAGCGAGACUACCGAGAGGGAGUUCAUUCAUUUCUCGAGAAGCGUAAGCCUCGCUUUGAGUCGGACUUGCGCGAGACCAGUUCUCCGAAUUAUCCAUGGUGGCCAGAGGUCGACAUUACCCGGGAGGCGACUGUUUCGAAACACUCCAAACUAUGA